AUGUCCGCGGCCAACGGCCAUGCACAGCCGACUCAGCAGGUAGCAUAUGCCAAUGUGGAUGACGACGACGACGACGAAGACCUUGACCUCCGACGUCUCGCGUCCACGCGCUCGCUCGACCCAGAGCAGCCCGUUCCCGACGAACCACCACGGCCUCCCUCCCGUGUCGACGAGGACAACGCGCCUCCGCCAGCGGAAGAAGUGACACCACUACGCCUGGGAGCGCACUAUGCUGUGCUAAUCCUUGCCGCCAUGCUUGGCACUCUGAUCCGAUUGGGACUGGACGCGCUUGGGGCGUACGACGGCGCCGCCAUCUUUCCUCUCGCGUGGGCGCAAGGGGUGGGAUGUGGGAUCAUGGGUCUUGCAUUGGCGAGGAAGAACCAGAUUGUGUGGAUUUACCCACCGAUGUACACUUUCUUCACGACCGGCAUCGCGGGAUCCGUCACGACGUUCUCAUCGUGGAUGCUGGAAGGCUAUGAGGCAUUUGCCAACUUCAACCACUAUGACCGAGGCGGAUUUCACAAUGCGGUCGACGGUAUAGCGUACUCAUUUGCGACCUUUGCCAUCGCCAUCGCCUGCCUCCACUUGGGCCAGUUCAUGGGCCGCUGCCUCCCGCGCAUCCCUCGCCCCGAGGCACUCCACACCGUCUCCCAUCGGUCGCCGUUCCUUGACAGUGUUACAUUCCUGGUGGCAUCACUGAGCUACCUCGUCGCGUUGAUCAUCUACUUUUUCGCUCCGCACCCGUGGCGUCACCGCGCCGUCUUUGCGAUCCUGUUAGCUCCACCUGGCGCCAUGCUGCGGUUCUUUCUCGCCAAGAUCAACACCCGCGCGGCGUUUAUCGACAGGUUCCCUUUGGGAACGUUCAUUGCCAACAUGGUCGCCACGCUCGUCCUCGCUGGCGUGGUGGCCGCGCAGCAUCGCCCGGCAGCUGGCAGCUCGGCUGUGCGGUGCGACGCGCUGUACGCUCUCCAGCAAGGGUUUUGCGGGUGUCUCUCCACCGUGUCGACGUUCGCCGUGGAAGCCCGUGCUAUUAGGGGCAAGAGGUGGAAGUGGAUAUACGUCCUCGGCAGUGUGGUCCUGGGACAGGUGUUGGUCCUCGCGGUGCUUGGCGGGGUGGGAUGGGGUGUAGGGUAUGUGGACGUUUGCACCGGGUCGGAUUAG
Molecule: messenger RNA, 1161 nt
Organism: Apiotrichum porosum
Lineage: Eukaryota; Fungi; Basidiomycota; Tremellomycetes; Trichosporonales; Trichosporonaceae
Exons: 5
Coding region: 1-1161 (386 amino acids)
Biological process (GO): fluoride transmembrane transport
Cellular component (GO): membrane
Molecular function (GO): fluoride transmembrane transporter activity
Source: RefSeq, a predicted model, not a curated record